AUGUCGAACACGCAAACAAAAAAACGGAAAAUUGUUGAUGAACACAGAAAUUUCCAAGAAAGAUGGAAAUUCGAUUAUUUUUUCACUAUCGUUAAGGAUAAGGCUGUAUGCUUAUUAUGUUCGGAGACCGUGGCAGUAUUGAAAGAAUACAACAUAAAAAGGCACUACAAAACAAAACAUGAAGAUAAAUAUAAAAAUUUAACAGGACAGCUCCGGAUAGAUAAGGUGAAUCAAGAGGAAAAAAACUUAAAAAAACAACAUUCUAUUUUUAAAAAUCAAGAGAUCUCAUCACAUACAGCUGUAAAAGCUAGUUUUGUGAUCAGCCAAAUACUGGCAAAAAAAAUGAAACCUUUUGCGGAUGGUGAUAUGGUAAAAGAUUGUCUGACAGCUGUUGCAGAAAUAGCUUUCCCUGAUAAACUUAAUAUUAUCUCAAAUAUUAGUUUAUCCAGGUUCACAGUUGCAAAAAGAAUUGAUGACUUAUCGGAGAAUAUAGCAGCAACACUUCGUGAGCGCAUUGCUCAAUUUGAGUAUUGUUCUUUGGCGCUGGAUGAAAGUUGCGACAUUAGCGAUACAGCCCAACUUGCAAUAUUCAUACGUGGAGUUGACACCAAUUUUAAUAUUACUGAAGAACUGUGUUCGCUGGUACCAAUGCGAGGGGCUACAACCGGAAAAGACCUCUAUGAAAAACUAAAGUCUGUCUUGGAAAAUUUUUCAAUUUCACUAAAAAAAAUUGUCAGUGUAUCAACAGAUGGGGCACCAGCAAUGUCCAGUAUGAAUGUAGCGGGAAGGCUUUUUCAAGAUAUUAAGGAUGCCACAGGUGAAGAAAUCUUCAUUAACCACUGCAUGAUACACCAAGAAAGUUUGUGUGCAAAAAAAUUAACUUUACCCCAUGUCACGAUCCCAGUAAUAAAAUUGAUAAAUUUUAUAAAGUCACGAGGGCUGAAUCACCGUGAGUUCAAAGAAUUUCUCAAUAAUUUGGAAAGUGAAUAUGGUGAUGUAAUUUUUAAUACUGAGGUACGCUGGCUGAGUAGAACUGCAAUGUUGAAAAGAGUGUAUGACCUUAAAACCGAAAUAGAGUUGUUCGCGGAGAAGAAGGAAUAUGCCUUUCCUCAUUUUCAUGAUAAAGAAUGGAUGUGCGACUUUGCAUUUCUUAUCGACAUAACGCAGCAUCUGAACCAUCUCAAUGUGGAACUUCAAGGCAAAGGACAAUUUAUACACAAUUUUUAUGACAAAAUACAAUGCUUUGAAUGCAAAUUGAAAUUGUGGAGAAAACAUCUGUUGCAAAAUAAUGUGUCUCAUUUUCCUUAUUUGGAAAAGGAAAAUGCGAACAAUACUCAAAAAUAUAUUCAAUAUGUAGACAUAUUGAUCAACGAGUUUCAAUUGAGGUUCUUCAAAAUGUUGAGAACUGAGAAAAUAGCUAUGUCAAUAAAAAUGUUUUCUUCCCCCUUCAACAUUGAUGUUGACGAAGUACAAGCGAACUGCCAAAUGGAAAUAAUCAAUUUGCAGAAUAAUUCCGAAAUGAAAAAUGUAUUUUUCUCCGUGAACAUCGAAAAUUUCUAUAAAUUUCAUAUAAGCUCUGAGAAAUUUCCGUGUCUGAAGAAAAAUGCAAUGAAAAUGAUGUCGCUAUUUGGUAGUACUUAUGUGUGCGAACAAUUAUUUUCAACUAUGAAAUUCGUAAAGAAUGACCACCGAUCAAAUCUAGGUGAUACUCGAUUAGAAAGCUGCUUACGUGUUGCUACUUCAUCGAUACCGGCUGAUAUUGAUCAGAUUGUAUCAAAGAAGCAGUGCCAAAUUUCCCAUUAG
This is a messenger RNA of Ctenocephalides felis (cat flea), 1803 nucleotides long. RefSeq names its product general transcription factor II-I repeat domain-containing protein 2B-like. Gene Ontology annotation, molecular function: protein dimerization activity. Bases 1 to 1803 code for a protein of 600 amino acids. The transcript has a single exon. The record is from RefSeq and is a predicted model, not a curated record. NCBI's taxonomy places the organism in Eukaryota, Metazoa, Arthropoda, Insecta, Siphonaptera, Pulicidae.